Molecule: messenger RNA, 1380 nt
Organism: Echinops telfairi (small Madagascar hedgehog)
Lineage: Eukaryota; Metazoa; Chordata; Mammalia; Afrosoricida; Tenrecidae
Gene: ZNF684
Product: zinc finger protein 684
Exons: 5
Coding region: 166-1224 (352 amino acids)
Biological process (GO): negative regulation of transcription by RNA polymerase II
Molecular function (GO): DNA-binding transcription repressor activity, RNA polymerase II-specific
Source: RefSeq, a predicted model, not a curated record
UUCCCGGAACGUCUGUACCUGCGCGUUACUGCUUCCCCGGAGUUCGGAGACGAAAGGGUGGCCGGAGCGACUGCAGGACUUGGACCGAGGGGAGUUCAGGGAGAAAAGCGGAGACUGGCUUGUGGAUUUAAUGGAUCGAAGAUUGCUGUCCAAGAGCCGCAGAUAAUGGUCACCUUCCAGGGAUCAAUGACAUUCCAGGAUGUGACUGUGGACUUCACCCCAGACGAGUGGCAACUGCUUGAUCCUACUCAGAGGAACCUGUAUUGGGAUGUGAUGUUGGAAAACUAUAGAAAUCUUGUCUCAGUAGGGUGCCCAGUUUCCAAUUCAAAAAUGAUCCUCAAGUUGGAGAAAGGACAAGAGCCAUGGAUGGAGGAGGGAGAAGACCCACUCUGGAGUGAUCCAGAAGCCGACUUCCUACAUGUUGAUGAACCAGAGAAGCACCAAGAAAGCAAAGACAGUUUGUUGAACUCCGUUUCAUUUGCAGUCAAUGAAAUCUUACCUACGGAGAGACUCCAUCAUUAUAAUGUGAGCCCAAGUUUUAAUCCUACGAGACAAAAACCCUAUCAGUGUAAAUCCUAUGGAAAGAGUUUGCAGCCUAAUGUAAACUUACUUAAUUACAAUAAGAGUUAUAAGGAAGAAAACAGUCAUGAGUGCAAAGACUGUGGAAAAGCCUAUAGUAGGAAGACAUACCUGGAAAUGCAUCAGAAAAUUCAUACCGGAGAGAAACUUUUUGUUUGCAAUGAUUGUGGGAAAUCCUUUAUACGUAAAUUUCAACUCAUGGUCCACCAGAGACUUCACACUGGAGAGAAGCCUUAUGAAUGCAGUGAGUGUGGGAAAACGUUCUCUUGGCAUUCCUCCUUUACUCAGCAUGUCAAAUCCCACACCCUCGAGAACGCCUUUGAGUGUAAGGAAUGUGGGAAAACCUUCAGGUACAGUUCAUCUCUGUAUAAGCAUUCUCGAUUUCACACAGGAGAGAAACCCUACCAGUGUGUUGUAUGUGGCAAAGCUUUUGGCAACAGAUCAGUGCUUGUUACACAUCAAAGAAUUCAUACAGGAGAGAAACCCCAUGUAUGUAUUAAGUGUGGCAAAGCCUUCAUCAAGAAGUCUCAUCUCCUUAGACAUCAGACAACUCACACAGGAGAGAAGCCCUAUGAAUGUAACAGAUGCGGGAAAGCCUUUUCCCAGAGGUCAAAUCUUACUGCACACCAGAGAACUCAUAGAUAACAUGCACUUUCUAAAUAGGGAGGUCUGAAGUUAAGUCUUAAUAGAGAACAUAUAGUGAGGAGUUGUUUUCUAUGUAUGUAAAACACUAAAACGUUUUUGAGUUUAAGAUUAAUUUAAAAAAGUAAUUGAAGAUUGUUGAUGGCAACAUUUGUACAU